ACAGUGUGGCCUCCUGUGGAGAGUGGAGAGGAAAACCAGUAAUAGUGGUAAAAACUCCUGACAUGUUCAGUCUGACUGAGGAGAAAAUCCAGAGAGAAAUGAAGAAAAGUGUGAGACUCUGUUAUCCUGGACCAAAUAUUCUGCUGCUGCUGGUGAAACCUUCAGACUUCAGUGAAAAGAACAAGAAAACUCUGAAGUUCAUCCUGAGUUUAUUUAGUCAAAAUGUCUUCAGACAUUCAAUGAUCAUCUUCACAAACGACAGUGAAAGAAGUUCCUCUGUCAGUGAUCUGAUCAGCCUGGUUCAGGGAAGAUGCUACAACAUGAAUACUAAUGAUUGUAGUUUGUUAAUGACUCAGAUUGAGACGAUCAUAGAUCAGAACAGAGGAACAUAUCUGACCUUCAGAGACGAGAUCAGCAGAUCCCAACAUGAACACCUGAAACCUCUGAACCUGGUUCUGUUUGGUCCAAGUGACCCACUGAAGACGUCAGCAGCCAAAGCCAUUCUAGGUCAUAAGGAUCUUCCUUCAGAGUGUGUCAGAAACCAGGGAGAGGCGUUUGGACGUCGGGUUUCUCUGGUGGAGCUGCCUGCGUUGGGUGGAAAAGCUCAGCAGGAAGUGAUGGAGGAAUCCUUCAGGUGUGUCUCCCUCUGUGACCCUGAGGGUGUCCACGCCUUCAUCCUGGUCCUACCUGUGGGUCCCCUCACUGAUGAAGACAAGGGAGAGUUACACACCAUGCAGGACACAUUCAGCUCCAGAGUCAAUGACUUCACCAUCAUCCUCUUCACUACAGACUCAGAUCCUGAACAUCCAGAUGUUGGUAACUUUAUAGAGAACAAGGACAUCCAGGAUCUCCUCCAGAUCUGUGGAGGAAGAUAUUUAGUUCUGGACAUCAGAGACAGACGGCAGAUUGAAGGACUGAUACAGAUGGUGAAAAGAAUCAAUGCAGAUGAAAACAAGCCAAACAGCUAUGGAUCUGUGACAUUUGCACAAGCCCAAGUAGACAGACUCCUGCAAAAAGAGAAAGACAUCACUAUGCAAAAGCAAAUAAUAAAGGAACUGCAGCAGAAAAAGGAUAUCUAUGAUGAAGAGAAGAAAGCAUCGGAGAGUUUAAGAAUUGUUCUCAUUGGGAAAACUGGGAGUGGAAAAAGCUCAUCAGCAAACACCAUUCUGAGAAAAGAUACAUUUGAAUCUUUUCCAAGUCAAAUAUCCAUCACCAAAUGUUGCCAGAAGGCUGACACUGAGGUGGACGGUCGGCGUAUUUCUGUUGUUGACACUCCUGGUCUGUUUGACUCAACUUUAACCCACGAACAAGUGAAUGAUGAGAUGGUGAAAUGCAUCAGUCUCCUGGCUCCAGGCCCUCAUGUUUUCCUGCUGGUGAUACAGAUCGGAAGAUUCACAGCAGAGGAGAAGGAGACGGUAAAUUUGAUCAAGAAAGGUUUCGGGAAGAAUUCUGAGAAUUUUACCAUCAUCCUUCUAACCAGAGGAGACGAACUGGGCAAGAUGUCGAUUGAAGAGUACAUAAAGAAAUGUUGUGAUGAUUCUUUUAAAAAGCUGCUUGCUGACUGUGGAGGAAGAUAUCAUGUGUUUCAUAACAACGAUCAGGACAAUAACAGACAAGUUAUUGAGCUGAUCAGAAAAAUCGACACAAUGGUGAAGAAAAACGAAGGCAGCUGCUUCACCAGUGAGAUGCUGCAACAGGCAGAAGCUGCAAUACAAAAAGAAAUGAAAAGACUUCUGAAGGAGAAAGAAGAAGAGAUGGAAAGAAUGAAAGAGCAGCUUGAAAAAAAACAUAACGAGGAAAUGCGAAAUCUUAAAGAAAGACUGGAGAAAGAGAAAAUGUUGAUCGAAAAGGAGAGAGAAAAAAGGGAAAAUGAAAUUCAAGAAAUUAAGGUUAAGAUAAAAGACGAGCAAGAACAAAAAGAGAGAGAAAAACAAAUUAGAGAAGAAGAAGACAAGAAAAAGAGAGAAUCAGAAGAAAUUCAACAAAAUGAGUGGAAAAGAAAAAUUGAAGAUUUAGAGACAAAAAUAAAACUUCAGACAGAAUCAAAGGAAACAACUGACCGAAAACUGGAGGAGAGCAGAGAGGAUUUAAGGAAGCAACAAGAGAUUUGGGAGAAAGAAAGGAAAGAGUGGUGGGAGACAAGAUUAAAAGAGGAUAAAGAAAGACAAGAAAGACUUAAAACACUCCAGGAAGAGUAUGAGCGUAAAAGAGAGGAAUCUGAGCUUAAACAUAAAGAAGAAGAUCGAAUCCGGAAAGAACAAGAAGAGAAAGAACGAAAAGAUUUAGAGGAAAAAUAUAAGAAUCAAAUUAAGUCCAUGGAGAUGAGUUUUGAGGAGAAGGCCAGAAAACAAGCAGAGGAACAUAAUGAGUUCCAAGAAAAGAUGAAUAAGAACUAUGCAAAACUGAUAGAUGAUCACAUGGAAGAAGUGAUGAAUCUGAAGAAGCAGCAUAAGGAACAAAUGCAGCAGAAACAGAAGGACAAUGAAGACAUUUUGAAGCAUCAAAUAGAUGAUCUGCAGGACAAACAAAGGGAAGAGUGUCUCAGUUUUCCUGGGAUGGACCAGCGACUUGUCCAGUUUCAGCUCCACCUCUCACUGAUGGCUGCAGGCGAUAGGUUGUAG
Messenger RNA from Poecilia reticulata (guppy), 2621 nucleotides. NCBI's taxonomy places the organism in Eukaryota, Metazoa, Chordata, Actinopteri, Cyprinodontiformes, Poeciliidae. The record is from RefSeq and is a predicted model, not a curated record.